ACACUGUUGUGCGCCGGAAGUGAGACUGAAAUCUAAACUUUUGGAUAAUAAGCCAAAUCGCUGGUAAAGCGUGACUGUUUUUAUGAGGACCGUGUAACAGGCACGAGGAGCCAGAAAACGUUUAGUUUUUAACGUCUGUGACGUUAUAAAACCCGACCCGAGCUAAAGAGUGGCAGUGGUAAUGAUGUCAUCGGGUGACGUCAGCGGCGAGCCGGAGAGGCUUGGUUUAUCGAUUUAAUCUGGAAGGAUGGAGGUUUUAUGAGAAAGGGAAAUCAUGAGGUAAUUUUGGACUCCAAAUUGCUGACUAGUAGUGAAGUGAAUGUCUGUGCCGCAGGUGACAGGUCGAGUAGAGGAGGAGGAGGAGGAGGAGGAAGAAAGGAUGGAGUGUGUUUAAAAGAGCAGUGUGACCCUCCUCAAUCCACACAUUUAGGGGUAAAUCUGAAGCCAUGUGGCAGCCCCACAGAGUCGAGUUCUUCCACCUCAGGAUUAUUGUCUUUGCCAUGGGAGAUGGUCGUAUGUAUCGCCUCUCAUCUGCCUGCUCAAUGCAUCAUCAACAUCCUGCCUAAGGUGUGCAGGGCAUUGGGACAGGUGGGUGAGGAUGUGCCAGCCUGGCAGCUCCGGGCUCAGCGACUCACAGGCCCCAAUAAAUCCUUUCCAGUUGGGCCAAGGAAUAAUUUCGACUGGCUCACAGCGUGCCUUGAGAUGGAACAAUUGAUUGAAAGCUGGGCAGGAUUCAAAGAAAAAGCAAAACCAGAGCAAGGUAUUGGGAUCCAGGAGGUAGGAAAUCAGGAUGAAGCUGUUUCAGCUGAUGAAGAAGGAGCAGGGCAAGUAGUGCCAAACAGAGAAGCGGAUGCAGAGAGACAACCUGGCCCUGCUGGGGAUGAAAUCAGGCCAGAAGGUGAAGAGGGUCCUGAAAGGCAUGCAGAAGGAGAAGAGCAGGAUAAUAACGUAAUAAUCAUGAGAGAAGAGGGAAGAGAGAAUGACGACCGACUCCAAGAUGGACACCAGGACCACGAAGACAGAGGGAUAAACAUAACUACGAAUCUCACAUCUGCCCUGGAGCAUAUCACACUCUCAUCAGGCCACAUUGCUGACGUUAAUACAGUCCUGCUGGUUGGAGGCGAAGGCUCCGUGUGUGUCUCCGGCUCCAGAGACCGUAAUGUGAACCUGUGGGAUAUGAAAAGGGGCUUGAGUGGGACAUUGGUAUGCAAACUGGGACCUCGUGGCCAAUACCGCACCACACACGAAGGCUGGGUGUGGUGCCUGGCAGCCAGUGGUGAUCUCCUGGCUUCUGGCUCCUUCGACAGCACAGUGAAGCUGUGGGACCUGAACGCCGGAGGGGCAGAGCGGGGAAACAUCCAGAGUCGCUCGGCCGUGCUCUCUCUCUCCUGCCAGGAUCACAUGCUGUUUGCUGGGUCACAUGACCAGAAAGUCAGCAUUUAUGACACCAGAGCUGCAGAUCCACUGGUCAAAAGCCUGCAUCUCCAUAGAAACAUCGUGCUGUGUCUGGCUUCUGAUGAGCAGUACAUCAUUUCUGCCAGCAAAGACAACACGGUGGCUGUGUUUGACCGCCGAGCUGGAAAACCACUGAAGAAAAUACAUCUGACGUCUUACUUGUUCUCCAUGUCGUACAGUGGGCGAGAGAUCUGGGCUGGAGAUUAUCAUGGACUCCUUCACACGUUCUCCAUGAACGAAGGCUCCUUUAAGUCAGUAGCCCAGUUUAACGUAGGCCACAGUUCACGGGUGACUGGUGUCCACAAUUCGGCUGGGACUCUUUACACCUGCUCGUCAGAUCGCACAAUUAAGGUUCACCUACCGUGUGCACCCCCAAAGACUCUGUGCACACUUCAUAAUAAAGCAGUGGUGAAUGGGCUGAGUGUUGAGGCCGGGGUGCUUGCUGUGGCUUCUGGAGAUGAAAAUGUGGAAGUGUGGAGGCCCAAACAGUAACACUGGUAUCAUCCAAAGGCACUCUGCAGUUUACCUUUUUAUUCCCAUGCUGACAAAAAGGUCUGUUCUUAUAUGGUGAAUAAAAUGUGGGGUGUGAUGGGGCAGGAAAGUAAUCAAUAGUAGGAUAAUGAAUAUCCCGAUGUUGAUUAUUUUCUAAUUACGACACAUCCAGAAGUGUUGUAAUCAUCUUAUACCACAGCAGUUUGCUAAUGCUAUGAGUUUUGUUUUAUUUAUUAAACAAUGAAACAUUGUAUCUCGUAUAGUUUUUUGUUGUAGAAAAUCCAAAAAUCAAGUUUUUGUUAUAAUUUAUGUUGUAGCAGCUAUGAACAUUUUUUUUUUCAACUUUGUUUUACCUCUGAGUGUUUCAAAGCACUAACACUGGAGAUUCCUUUAAUAAAUAAUUGUUUUUCUUUGUUAAAUAAUAGGUCUAAUAUUUUACAGAUUGAACAAUAUAAUAUAUUUAGUCACCUUUUGUUGUUAUAAUCUUCACUGAAGCUGUUCAACUAGAUUUUGGUGUGUGCUUGAGGAGAUUUUGUGCUCAUUCAGCCACAAUAGUAAAGUCAGGUACUGAUGUUGGGUGAAGAGGCCUGGGGUGUAGUCAGCACUCCAUUUCAAUAGGGUUAAGGUCACUCCAAAUCAUGUACACCACAUUUUCUUGGAGCUGGUUUUGUACAUGGGGAAUUGUCAUGCUGGUUUAGGUCUCCUAGAUCAAGUGAAGGAAAAAAUUUAAUGCUGCUUGCUUUCAAUGACAUCUUAUAUAACUGUAUGCAUCCAACUUUGUGAUAACAGGUGGGGAAGAACCACAUAUGGCUUAAAAAACGUAGGCAUCACAAUACUUUUGUCUGUAUACUGUAUGUUGGGCAUCCAUUAUAUAAGUCUAAAAGCAUUACUGUGUUCAAGUGCAUAAAUUGAUAGGCAACACUUUUUUUUUUAACUGAAUAUUAGACUAUACAAUUUGCAUAAUUACUAAAGUGCUAGAAUUUGAACUGAAUUCUGACACGUUAGUAAUUAUUCAAAUUGUAUAGUUUACAUCUUACAGGUUUAAUGCAAAAGGCAUUUCUGUUUGAACAUUAUAAAUAAAAAUAGAAAUAAAUAGAAAAGUGGCAAGACUUUUAAUGCUACACAUUUAUUUACGACAUUCUUUCUUUUGCUCAGAUAUAAAACAAUUAAUAAACUUCACCAAAAAUAUUGUUUUAUACUAAACAUUUGUUUUACUGAUGUGCCAAGUCUCAAAUCAAGCACCAAAAACCACCAUGGUGCAAUUAAAACCGUCCGUGUGAAAACAGCAUGAGUUCCAUUUGGCGUCCUGAUGAUUUACACCAACGUAAUUUAAAACCUCAUCAUUACUUUAAAACAUUUACAAGAAUAUUUAGUCUUCAUGCUUUAUGUUGAUAAGGUUUCACUAAUAAUGAAUAUUUGCAUAAAGCAUACAUAUUUGUCCAUGCCCAUGUUGAUUAGAGUAUUAAAAACUUGAAAAAUAUUAACUUAUGGUACAUUUAUAACAGAUAAAAAUGUGUGAUUACGUUGUGUGUGUGUAUAUAUAUAUAUAUAUAAUUUGACACUAAUAAGUGCUUGUUGCCAAGUCUGUUUCAGUUUUAGUCCCCCUUUGCUGUUAUUAUAACCUCCACUUUUCUGGGAAGGAUUUUCACUACAUUUUGGAGCAUGGCUUUGGGGGAUUUGUGCUCAUUCAGCCACAAGAGCAUUACAGAGGUCAGGUACUGAUUGUAAGCACGGUGCAGUCAGUAUUCCAGAUCAUCCCAAAGGUGUACAGUGGGGUUGUGCAGAGGGGAUUGUCACACUGGAACAUGUUUGAACUUCUCAGUUCCAGUGAAGGGAAAGUAAAAAGCAUACAUUUCAUUAACAUUGUGGCAACAAGUUGGGCUCAUAUAUGGGUGUAAUGUUCAAAUAACACACAGUUUUCAUUUGUGUAUAAUGUGUCUGAUAUGUGUUUUGCAGCAUAACCAACUAUUGCAUUAUAGGGAUUUAGGGGACAAUACUCUGGAAUGAUGUAUUUGGUUAAACUACAUACUGCUAAUCUUAAAUUAACUGUAAAAUAUGUAUAAUGUGUAAUAAUAGCAUGCCGGUUCAAUCAAAGAAAUUCCAUCUCUUUGCCAUUUCAUUUAAAUUCCCAAAGAUUUAUCUGCCACUUCAUAACAGUGUGCACAAAUUACAUUGUGGUGCAGUGGUUUACUUGGUUUAAAGCUUAAAAGAACUGCUGUUUGUCCAACAUUUAGACUUACUAAUCUUCAGUUUCUGUUUGCCACCUGUAACCUUGUAAUUUGCAUUUUAUUUGUCAGUUUGUUUUCAUUAAUAAAUACAUGUUGAGUAAA
Molecule: messenger RNA, 4277 nt
Organism: Silurus meridionalis
Lineage: Eukaryota; Metazoa; Chordata; Actinopteri; Siluriformes; Siluridae
Gene: fbxw9
Product: F-box and WD repeat domain containing 9
Exons: 9
Coding region: 259-1947 (562 amino acids)
Biological process (GO): ribosomal large subunit assembly
Cellular component (GO): nucleolus
Molecular function (GO): protein binding
Source: RefSeq, a predicted model, not a curated record